UUCGCCGCCCCUCCUGGCUUCCGUUCCGCUUUCUUUCCUGGAAAGGCGAUGCGAGCGAAACUGCCAGCGAGGGGUACCGACCGCAGCUGCCUGUUCUCGGGGUUGGGAAGCGGACGCGGAGAACGAAAGAGGUUUGGGUCAGCGGCAACUGCCGGCCAAGGAUCGCAAGCUUAGAGAAGGGAAGAAGCGGUGAGUGUCUCCCCGGCUCCUGUUGCACCGGCGUUGUGUUUUUCGAAAUGGCCAGCACUGUGACAGAACAUGGAAAUGUGAGGAUCCUCACUCAAACAGUCCCACAGACAGGUUCUCUGCCAACACCGGCAGCUACUGUCAGAUUCAUUGACUCUGGUUCUGCAACAUCUCAGCUCCUACUAACCCAUAAGAAAAAGAUCAAGAAUACCCUGCUCAAUGUGAUUGGGAUCUUGCAGAUUGCUUUUGGAGUUACCCAUCUGAGCUUUGGCAUUGCCCUGACAGCAGCUCAAGGAAGCUACACCGUCACUGUGCAAAGUGGCAUUUACUUCUGGACUGGGAUCCUGCUCUUGAUCGCUGGGUCCUUGUUGUUAGAAGUUGAGAAAAGACAAUCCAAGCAGCUAGUGAAAUCUUCUUUCUUUGCCAACGUGAUAUUUUGUGUAGCUGGACUGGUUGCUAUAAUCCUACAUGGUAUUGAGAUUGCACAAACUGUUAAAGAAGGAAACCCAUGUGACUCGAACCACAGUCAUUAUUGCCGAAAUUAUCAUCAGAUUCUGUCAUUUGGCCUGAACUCUGUGUUCCUCAUCUUUGUGCUUCUUGAAGUAUCCUUAGCUAUCAUAGCCAUGAUUAGGCUCAAGACUCAAAAUCAACAGACCUAUCAUCCAAUGGCAUCAUGAAGACAAGUGGUUUCUCUUGUCCUGUCACACAAUGGUGAAUUGUACUCUACUAUAUAUGCUUCCUUGGCUUGAAGCUCUAUGAGUGUGAUCUUCCUAUCUUUACCUUUCCAGUAAACCUUUCCUUCCCUUGCUAAAUCCCAAACAUCUGCCUCAACCAAGAAAUGGAAAACAAGUUUUGUAUUUGUUUAUGAGCAGCUUCUCCUAUACAGGGCAGCCACAGGUUUAUCCUAAAUGCAAUGUCUGUUACAUUCCCUGUAUUAUGAAAGAUCCUCUGUAGUUUCAUCAAUGUUCAUAUCCUGAAAAGCACCAAUCAGAUGUGUGCUGGCGGUUCUAAAUUGUAUAAUACAAGGGCUCUACCAUCAUUCCCUUCCACUUUGGGGUCUUAAUGAAGAAGAGACAUAUUAUCUGCAAGUUCUUCCCUGUCCUCCACCAUAAGAGGCCAUCUAUUUGGAAUCGACUUAAAUUUGUAUAUUUUCCUCUGUGCGUUUGUACGAGAGAGAGCUUUUUCUAAGUAGGCUUUCUGAGUUUUUUCAAGUUCACUUUUCUUUUUUAUACGUAACUACUACAAUUUUAAGAUGACAUAAACUAUUAAGAAUUAACAUUUAGAAUAAA
Thamnophis elegans (Western terrestrial garter snake) is the source of this 1475-nucleotide messenger RNA. RefSeq names its product B-lymphocyte antigen CD20-like. The coding region runs from base 237 to 863 and encodes 208 amino acids. NCBI's taxonomy places the organism in Eukaryota, Metazoa, Chordata, Lepidosauria, Squamata, Natricidae. The transcript is spliced from 7 exons. Gene Ontology annotation, cellular component: membrane. The record is from RefSeq and is a predicted model, not a curated record.